GUCCCGCAGGCAGGCGCUCCAGUUGGACGCUGCAGCAGAGGACCGCCCACUCACAGCAUGGUGGAUGCCAGUGCUGCUUGCAGAAUGAACCCGCUAGCUGCCCUCAGUAUUGACCGCAACGCCCUGAUGAGGGAGAACCUUCGUGCCCACGGAGGAAUCUUCUAUCCCGGCAUUCGCCCUCUCUCCACUGAAAAGCCCCAGGAACCAGGCACCUCCCUCCCGCUGGGCUACGACCUCCUGUACAAACCAGAUGUGACUGUGCUGGAUAGCCAGAAACCCAGCAAUGGCUAUGUUGGACUUUAUAAGAGCCCUCCUCCUGGGCUGCAGAAGCCGCUGCUGGUCCCCACAGGAGGAGGCGAUGGCUUGGGCCUGGACCGCCCGGUGGGACCCAACAACAAGCCGUCAGAGCUGAGCCUGAAUGGUGCCGGCAGCUUCCUGAGGCUGCCCUGGGUCAGCCCUUACGCUGAUGCAGGGAUGUACCCCUUCCUGGAUAUGGCAUACAAGGCCUCCUUCCUUUCCCAGCCGUCCCCCUACCUCCACCAGCAGCUGGCCUACCAGUCCUUGUGUGCUGCUGGGGCGGGAGGCAGCGCCGCUGGGGCAGAGCGGCUCUUCUACCUGCCCCCAUACCCUCCGGCCCCCAUCUCCUCCCCACUGGCUCCUCCGAUCAGAAUCCCAACAGCAACACCAGCCCCUGCUGUGCUUUCCCCUCUGGCUCACUGCCAGGACAAGGCCCUGCAAGGCAUUGGUCCUCAGGUCCACCAGGAGCCGUCCGCCUUCAGCACCAGUCCUCAGAUCCUCCAGGAGCCCCAGUCUCAGCCACAGGCUGCUCACCAUUCUGAACGACAGCAUGGCAGCAGUGGUAGCGGUAGUGCUAAGGUCAGUCGGCCCAAUUCUGGUAAGAAUUCUGGCAGUCUCAACAACAGUGGUGGAAGUAACGGUGCCAGCUCUGCUAGCAACCCUGCUUUAGAGUCACCUCCAGCACUUGUGAACCAUUCUCCCCGCUCUGCUCCAGGCCCUGCCCAGGUCUUGGUACACACACCCCACAGUGAAAGCCCGUCCGAGCACCAGAAAUCCCUUUACAGAAGCCCCUCUUCAUCCUCCUCUUCACUGUCGGUGUCGCAUCCCUUCUACAUGAGCAGCCUGAACUCCGAGCACUCAGGCAGCAACAAAACCAAAGAUGCCAGCACAGACCACUGGAGGGAGGAGCAGGGUAGAUCACCUUCAAAGACAUCACUGAACAGGGCUGUACCCCAAACAUCUGCCAAAAAUCCUGGGGAGAAGCCCUUGGAUCUGUCUGCCAAAGAGUUGGAAGCUUUCCCAAAUGGAUUCCCAUCCAACCUGGAGGCCUUGGCCAAGCUGGGGUACCUGCCACCAUCACGUUAUGGCUUGUUAGCAAGUCAAGAGCAGCAUUUGAAAGAGGGUCUGUCACCACCUGCAAGCACAUCAGCAAAGACGCCUGAUCGUCCUGAGAUGAUCAGCACUGUUCCCUCUGCCUGGGUCGUUCCUGGCCCCGCCUCAACUGUCAGCUCUGACUCCAACCACAGUAAAGCCUCUCCAGCUAUCAAAAACAAGAACCUGGACAAUAUUCCUCAAAGUUCCCCUGGCUCCAGGACAGUUCAGGUAAACAGUACCAUUAUCCCCAGCCCUGCCUCAAGCGGAAGACCCUCUUCAUCAUCCCCUUCCCCUAAAGCCAAAGCUGAAUGGUCAAGAUCCUCCCCCAGUGAUUCUGACAAAGUCUCUCUAGCGAAUAAAGCAGGAACUCAUCCAUCAUCUGUUGGGAAACAGACCACAACUCCUGUCAAACCAGAGGGUCAGGACAACCCGUCCUGCCCGGAAAACGGAAACCCCUCUGGCCAAAUCUACAGUGACUCCUACCUCCCACCCAGCUUAGCCUACACUAACCGCUACAUCCCUUACUCAGUCGCUGAAAACAUGUCCUUGCCACACAUAACAAUACCAGGCAAAGGGCCUAUCUAUCCCCACCCAGUCCUCCUUGGCAGCAGCAGCUUGUACCCACCUCGCCUUGCACCAAAACAUGGCCUCCCCUAUGGAAUCCAUCCAAGCCAGGGUGACUACCUGACCUAUCACAACUCCCAGGAGAUGGCUCACCCCCUCAUGUCCUCUCACCUGGGUCUUGACACCAAAGACCGGCUGGAGAACAGGUCCAAACCACUGGAUAAACCCUGGAACACAGAAUCCUACAGGAACCAGACGAUUCCAGAAACUGACAAUUCUCACAAGAGUGAGAAAGAGGCAGACAAGCCCACAAACCAAAUCUUAAAAUCCUCUAGCAAAAGCCUGGCAACUGCCAGAGAUGAGGUGGUUUGCAUCGACCUGGUGCACGACGAGCCACAUGGCAAUUUGUCUAUACCUAAGCGCAGCUCCCCAUCUGCCAGGAGAGAGGAUUCCUCCAAGCAUGUUGGCAGUGGGAGCAGCUGUAACCACAUGCAAGAGAGAGAGCCAGGGCCUGCAAAAACUUUUGUUCCUGGCCAGGCUGCAGAGCACAGAGCAGGCCAGCUAGACAGACUGUUGGACAUACAAGCCGACCAGCGCUGCCAGCACCGGCCCCUGGAGGAGGCCUUACCACCCCAUGCUUCUCAGCCUCAGUCUCCUCAUCCAGCUUCUCCUCCUCCUACUCCUUGCAGUGAAGAAAUCCCAGAGGAGGAACCAUCCAGCCCCCUCCCAGAUGUCCCAGAGGAGCAGACGAUGCGUUGUGCCCGUACUUCUCUGGAGCAGUUUUCCAGAAAACGCACCAUGAGACCCUCCAUUGAGAGCGGUAACUUGCUGAGCACUUACUGUGGGAAUAAUGGCAUUGAUGGGAAGAGUGCUGGUCUGGACGCUAAGUCAGAGGACUUGACGAAUAGAAACUUUAACCCUGAACCACGUGUUAGUGGAAAUAGCAACUCCGCAGGCCUUGGUAGCAGAGAAAGCAAUUCUACUGUUUCUACCAGUUCUGCUACUUCUAUGGGCUCAGGGUGUGGGAUAAGCACCUCUAAGGCUCCAGCAUAUGGAAACAGUAAUUCUGACAGUCCAGUUUGCAGUACCUUUAAUUCCAUGGGACCAGCAUCGAGAGAUUUCAGUUCGAGGGCCCCGGUCUGCAGAACCUUCAAUCCUAAGACCCCACCUGGUGGAAAUGUGAAUCCUCGGUGCCCACCGUGUGUGAACGUCAACCCAAGAGCUCCUACCUGUAACAACAGAGACUUAACCAGUGCAAAUUUUGCAAACAGAAGUUUUGUGGGCCCAUGCUGCAGAAACUUGGCUCUGAGGGCUCCGGCUUGUGAGCCCAGAAUAUUCAGCGGCCCGGCACGUGGAAAUAGCAAUCUCAUGGCUCAAAACUGUAGGACCCCCAAUCCCAGGUUUCCAACUUGUGAAAACCGCAAUGCUGUGCGCCCGACUUGCGGAACCAUGAAUGUCAGGGCUCCAGCAUGUGGAAAGAACAAUUUCAGCAGUCCAAAUUGUGGAAACAGCCUCUCUAAAGACCAGCCUUUUGGAAAUAAUCAAACCUGUGUAAAUAACAAUUCCAGGGUUCCCACAUAUGGAAGCAAUAUUCCACGGGGCCCAACCUGUCGGCACCUUUCACCUGCCAACGCUGUCACCGGGGGCUUUAACAAGAGGCCCGCGGAUAUGACUGCAGAACCGCAGGUUAACAGAGACCUGACGUGCGACAUCCUUUCCUGUGGUGAGAUGGGAGCCAAGAGACAGAAUCAAAACCCCGGCAUCACUGCCGCCAGCUGCAUGGAUGAGAAAAUGGAGGCCGGCUGCCAGGAUGACGUGGACUCCCUGCCGGAUGAGGACGAGGGCCAAGGCGGCAGGGCCCGGCGCUCCAGCCUCACCAAGCGCAUCGCCAACUCCUCCGGCUACGUGGGCGAUCGCUUCAAAUGCCUGACCACGGAGCUUUACGCCGACUCCAGCAAACUGAGCCGAGAGCAGCGGGCGCUCCAGCGUGCAAUGCUGCGCUUCUCCGAGCUGGAGCUGAAGGAGAAAGAGGGAGGAGGAGAAGGAAGGAGCGUCUCCAUGUCGGCCUGCGUGCCCGCCGCCGCCGCCGCCGCCAUGUUUACCUCGAUCCCCGGCCUGGCACCCGGCCUGGCACCCGGUGUGGCGCCCGGCGUGGCGCCCGGCCUGGCAGCGGCGGCGGCAGCUAACCGGAGGCGGAUCUUCAGCCUGGAGCCGUUCCACCAAACCUCCAUCAGCAGCAACUCCGCCCUGGACGAGGUGAAGAAGCUGAAGGUUUGCAUCGAGCUGACCGGCCUGCGGCUCAACAAGCCCCGCCUCCCCGGGGAGCUCGGCCAAUGGCUGCCCUCCAGCCAGGGGUCAGCGGAGCUCGACAGGAAGUUCAGGACGGCGCCGCAGGACGUCCCGGCCAUCAGGGGGCGCUCCGAGGUCAACGGAGGCUGGUGCGAGCCGGCGUUCAUCCGGAGGGACGGACAGAGAGGGACACGCCCACACUGCAGUGACACGCCCACACUCUGCAGAGACACGCCCACACACUGCAUGGACACGCCCACACUCUGCAGAGACACGCCCACACUCUGCAGGGACACGCCCACACACUGCAUGGACACGCUCACACUCUGCAGGGACACGCCCACACUCUGCAGGGACACGCCCACACACUGCAUGGACACGCUCACACUCUGCAGGGACACGCCCACACUCUGCAGGGACACGCCCACACACUGCAGGGACACGCUCACACUCUGCAGGGACACGCCCACACUCUGCAGGGACACGCCCACACACUGCAUGGACACGCCCACACUCUGCAGGGACACGCUCACACUCUGCAGGGACACGCCCACACUCUGCAGGGACACGCCCACACCCUUCAGGGACACGCCCACACUCUGUGGUGAAACGCCCACUCUGCAGGGACACGCCCACACCCUUCAGGGACACGCCCACACUCUGUGUUCCCGUGUUUCCACCAACAGUUCCCGUGUUUCCACCAACAGUUCCUGUGUUUCCACCAACAUUUCCAGCGUUUCCACCAACAGUUCCCGCAUUUCCACCAACAGUUCCCGUGUUUCCACCAACAGUUCCCGUGUUUCCACCAACAGUUCCCGUGUUUCCACCAACAGUUCCCGUGUUUCCACCAACAGUUCCUGUGUUUCCACCAACAUUUCCAGCGUUUCCACCAACAGUUCCCGCAUUUCCACCAACAGUUCCCACGUUUCCACCAACAGUUCCCGCGUUUCCGCCAACAGUUCCCGUGUUUCCACCAACAGUUCCCAUGUCUCCGCCAACAGUUCCCUUGUUUCCGCCAACAGUUCCCUUGUUUCCGCCAACAGUUCCCAUGUUUCCACCAACAGUUCCCUUGUUUCCGCCAACAGUUCCCGCGUUUCCACCAACAGUUCCCAUGUUUCCACCAACAGUUACCUUGUUUCCACCAACAGUUCCCUUGUUUCCACCAACAGUUCCCUUGUUUCCACCAACAGUUCCCUUGUUUCCACCAACAGUUCCCAUGUUUCCACCAACAGUUCCCGUGUUUCCGCCAACAGUUCCCUUGUUUCCGCCAACAGUUCCCAUGUUUCCGCCAACAGUUCCCAUGUUUCCGCCAACAGUUCCCUUGUUUCCACCAACAGUUCCCUUGUUUCCGCCAACAGUUCCCGUUUCCACCAACAGGGUAAGCGUCCCUGCAAGACGAAGCACACGGGAGCUCCGGCGGCCAAGGAGGCGGAGCCGGAGGGAGGAGGCGCCAACAGGGAGGACGAGAGGGAGGAGCAACACGAGGAGGAGAGCGAAAAGACUGGUGCAAACACUGUUCAGCACCUCGGUUCCAAGGAUCCCGAGCAGAACCAGCUCAAGAGCCAGAACCGGUUUGGUAGAAAAGAGGAACGAAGGAAGAGACCGGCGUCUCCGUCGGAGCCCGGGGAGCCGCCUCGCUCGCCCGGCUGCACACACUCUCCCUCUCCGCAGCACACACACUCGGGCCGCCCCGUGCCGCCGGAGGUUCGCCGGCUCAUCGUCAACAAGAACGCCGGAGAGACGCUGCUGCAGCGCGCAGCGAGGCUGGGCUACGAGGAGGUGGUGCUGUACUGCCUGGAGCGCCGGCUCUGCGACGUCAACCACCGCGACAACGCCGGCUACUGCGCCCUGCACGAGGCCUGCGCCCGCGGCUGGCUGCGCAUCGUGCGCCACCUGGUGGAGCACGGGGCCGACGUCAACUGCAGCUCGCAGGACGGGACCAGGCCGCUGCACGACGCCGUGGAGAACGACCACGUGGAGGUGGUGCGCCUCCUGCUGGCCUGCGGCGCCGACCCCACCCUCACACACUACUCUGGACGAGGACCAAUCAACAUGACGCACAGCGCUGCCAUGGAAACCUUCCUGGAGGACUAUCUGUCUGACCUACAGGGAAGGUCGGAGGGCGAUCCAGGAAUCUGCUGGGAGUUUUAUGGCAGCGCAGUGUGUGAGCCGUCGGACGAGCCCGGUGUGUACAACGUCCUGGCCGACCCGCCGGGGCCCGAGGAAGAGGAGGAGGAGGAGGAGGAGGAAGAGGAGGACGAGGAGCAGCGGGUGAGGAGGGAGGUGUUUGAGUUCGAGCUGUCCGAUCGCCCGCUGCUCCCCUGCUACAACAUCCAGGUCUCUCUCUCCCAGGGUCCCAGGAACUGGCUCCUCCUUUCCGAUGUCCUCGGUCGCCUCCGGAUGACAUCACGGUCUUUCCGGCGCCUCUUCCCACACAUCAAGGUGUCGUCCAUCGCAGAGGACGAGUUCUACCGCCAGGCGUCCCUGUCGCAGCUCCUCACGGGUCCUGAUGAGCAGGAGCUGGCCAAGGAGCUCGCCUCCUUCCGGCCUGAUGCCAAGGAGCCCGUGGAUCUUGUGGAGGCCAGUCCGGAGCUGGCGGGCAUGUUGGGUUCAUCCGUGGAGUUUCUGGAUAGUCGCUGGGACUCGCCAGAAACCUCACCACCCAGCACGCCGACGCCACCGCCGGCCACGACGCUGCCGACGCCAUCACAGCUGGUGUCGCUGUCCACAGAGGUUGAGGUGGCGAGUGUUACAGGAAGUAACAUGGACAACAAAGUGGAUAACAAGAUUUUAGAGUCAAAACAGCGCCAAGGUAUCACAACAAGUACCGGUGGUUCUAGUCCAGCAGCCAAAAUCGAAAGCAAGGCAGAUGCAAGCAUGUGGGAUCCACAGUGGCAAGGAGGUAAAACCGCUGUGGCUGGUAGUCCCGUGAAGCCGGAUGUGACCGUGAGCGCUAGCAUGUGGGAACCGCAACUACCACAAGGCAAGAACACAGGAAUUGCUAAUCGUGCAAAUUCGGACACUAAGACAGAUUCUAGCAUGUGGGAACUGCCGCAAAGACUACGCAGCAAGAACGCUGACACUGUCGCUAGUCCUGCAAGUAAUUUGGACAUUAAAACAGGUUCUAGCAUGUGGGAGCAACAGCGGCAAGGAAAUAAAAAUGCUGUGAUUACCAGUGCUGCAAAACUGGACAUGACAGUGGGUGCUAGCACAUGGGAACCGCAGCGCCUGCGUAGUAGGAACACCGGAAUCACUGGUUCAGCCAAUUCAGACGCUAAGGUGGAUGCUGCCGUAUGGGAGCCGCAGCGUCUGCGAAGUAAGAGCGCUGGGAUUGCUGGUCCUGCGAAUUCGGACACUAAGGGGGAUUCUAGCACAUUGGAACCGCAGCGACUGCGGAGUAAGAAUCCUGCGUUUGCUAGUCCUGCGAAUUCAGACGCUACGGUGGACGCUAUGUGGAAACGGCAACAUCAAGGAUGUAAGACCUCUGGGUUUACCACUCCAAUAAAUUCAGGCAUUCAGGAACCCCAAAGGCUACGCAGCAAGAACGCUGUAACCGCUGAUCACGCAAAGCCGAAUGCUACGGCAAACACUAACAUCUGGGAACGUCAGGGAACAAAAAAUUUGGACGGUAACAGUGCAGCGCCCAAACGGGAAGCUAACCGCUGCGACGACCAGUGCCAAGGAGGUAAGGUCAUAAAGGGGAGCAGCGUUGAAAAGCUGGAAGUUAAGCUGGAGAACGCUGCCUGGCAGAGGAACUUGGGGAACGUCAGGGUCCACAUCAGAGACCUGGGCAUGAGGCUGGGGGGAGUCGAUGCCAGACAGGAAAUGAAGAGGGAGCAAGGGAAGGUCACCGGGAAACCGGUCAGGGUCAAAGCAAGGUCAUGACCCCUGCUGUGUGAGGUCACCACAGUUCACCAGGGAAACUAGGAGGUCAUGAGGAAGUCCUCUUGACCUCUGAACCGGACUGUGAAUCAAAAAUCCUGCCUCGCCGAGGGAUUCAGCAAAGAUCCUGCAAUUCAAAAAGGAACCAAACACUUUUCUGCAACAGGAGAUCAAAUGAGAGAUCUCCCUCAUUAGCCCAAAAGUACACGUACAUAUUGUAAAUUGUCAAAAUAAUAACCAGAUGAUGAAAUGGACAGUCGAGACUGUAACAAUACGACUCUGAGGACGUUUCUUUUUUCCAAAAUUGAUUGAUCUAAAUAUAUAUAUAUAUAUGUGUUAUAUGUAUAAAUAUGCUGCUUCUUUUUUUAUUUAUAUCUAUAAAUAUCUCGCUUCUUUUAUCCGUUCUUUGUAAAUGCAGUCUAUUUUGUAAAUAUGCUGUUUCUUUCGGGUGGUUACUCUGUUGGUCUGGUCUGGGCGGUUGUUUGUUACCUCUCUGUGUUAUUUUAUAUUCUGCAUCCUGUUGGCUUUCAUCACCAAACUAUUUAUUGUCAAAUAAAUAAAGAAUAAGGA
Myripristis murdjan (pinecone soldierfish) is the source of this 8697-nucleotide messenger RNA. RefSeq lists its product as uncharacterized. Lineage: Eukaryota; Metazoa; Chordata; Actinopteri; Holocentriformes; Holocentridae. Bases 58 to 8130 code for a protein of 2690 amino acids. The transcript is spliced from 15 exons. Gene Ontology annotation, cellular component: nucleus. The record is from RefSeq and is a predicted model, not a curated record. Gene Ontology annotation, biological process: negative regulation of transcription by RNA polymerase II. Gene Ontology annotation, molecular function: protein binding; transcription corepressor activity.